Molecule: messenger RNA, 2592 nt
Organism: Aethina tumida (small hive beetle)
Lineage: Eukaryota; Metazoa; Arthropoda; Insecta; Coleoptera; Nitidulidae
Gene: Lgr4
Product: relaxin receptor 2
Exons: 19
Coding region: 58-2325 (755 amino acids)
Biological process (GO): G protein-coupled receptor signaling pathway
Cellular component (GO): membrane
Molecular function (GO): G protein-coupled receptor activity; protein binding
Source: RefSeq, a predicted model, not a curated record
CAUCAGCACAAAUGGAGACGCAUUAAACAAAUCAACGAUUCGAGAGGGAAAACAACGAUGUCAACGUCUGAUAUGUUUGCCAUUGUCGGACUGCUUUUGUUUAUUAAAACUGCUCACGCAUUAGAGGGCGUCACUGCAGAGCCGAUUUAUCUCGACGAAAGGAAGAUAUGCGUGGAUGGGUAUUUUCUGUGCUCAAACGACACCAGAUUUUUGUGCGUGCCUGGAUACAAGAUAUGCGACAAGACGAAGGAUUGUCCGGAUGGAAGUGACGAAACGAAUUGUGACGACACGUUCAACUCGUACUACUUCGAUCACAUGUUCAGGAAGAACGCUGCGGCCGAACACGACGACCAGAACGGCACGUGCGACCUGCCCUACAACAGAACGGAGUGCAGCUGCAGGAGCCGCGAUCUCUAUUGUCACAAUUUGAAUUUAAGCGUCUCGCCUAGCUAUUUGCCCCAAGCAAACAUUGAUAUACUGGAUUUCACCGGGAAUAACUUUGCUGUUUUGUCAGCUGAUUCGCUGCUGACUGUCCCGAAACAAGUUGAAAGGCUGAUUUUAAAGCACUGUAACAUAUGGAGAAUUGAAGCAAAAACAUUUUACAGACUCCACAAUAUAAAUAUGAUUUAUCUUGAUAACAACGAACUGAAAAAAUUUCCUAGUAAUUUAUUUCAGGAAGAAAAUACACACAAACAUCUAAUUUUAAGUUACAACGACAUAUCAACGAUAGAGGAAGACGCAUUUAUCAACCUAAAAAGUUUAACCGAAUUGGAUCUACGAGGAAAUAAAAUCACCGAGAUCCAACCUAAAGUGUUCGAACCGUUGAAGAACUUAACCACUUUGUAUCUGCAACAAAAUUUCAUAGUCUACGUGUACUCGACCAGCUUUCCGGAGAUGGAUUCUUUGGAAACUUUAUCUUUAAUGGAAAAUAAAAUCAUUUCCGUGGAAACUGAAGCUUUCGCCAAGAUGAAUUCAUUGAACUCACUGUUUCUAUCGAACAACAGACUCACGGCGAUACGUAACAGGCCUUUCAUGAACCUAACCAGACUGGAGGCUUUGACUCUGAACGACAACUUGCUGGAAGAUAUCGGUGUCGACGUCUUCUCCGACGUGCCAAACUUAAAAUCGCUCAAAUUGGAGAACAAUAAAUUCACCAUGUUGGAUCAACGAGUGCUUUUUCCACUACGAAAGCUGCCUAACAUAUAUUUUGACAGAUUCGAGAUGUGCUCUUCGGCUCCACACGUAAGAAACUGUUAUCCUAAAGGAGACGGAAUUUCCAGUCAGAAACACCUGUUGGACAACUACAUUUUGAGAACCUGUGUGUGGGUCAUGGGAGCGAUAGGAUGUACGGGAAACCUCAUAGUUCUUCUGGGACGUUUACUCGGACCGUCUAACAACGUCGUUCAUUCGCUCUACCUAAGAAAUUUGGCAUUCUCCGACUUACUCAUGGGAAUCUAUCUUUUCAUCAUUGCCGCCGUGGAUCAGGAAUACCGUGGCGAGUAUUUAAUGCACCAAUAUCAGUGGAGGCACAGUUUGCGUUGCAACUUAUGCGGAUUUCUGAGCACACUUUCCUGCGAAUCUUCGGUGCUGAUCCUGACGCUGGUCACCUACGACCGUUUCAUAUCGGUGACCCAACCGCUGGCAAGGAAACAACCCUCGCCGCGUACCGCAGCCCUGACACUUCUCAUACUCUGGAUCUGCGCCUCUAUAGUCGCCCUCGCCCCCAUCAGCAACAUCGGAAGUUCCUAUUUCGGUGACGAGUUCUACGGCAGCAACGGUGUCUGUUUGUCGUUGCAUAUUCACGACCCAUACGCCAAAGGUUGGGAAUAUUCGGCGGCGAUGUUCAUUCUGAUCAACGCUUUGGCUUUGGUUUUCAUCUCCUAUGCCUAUUUAAGGAUGAUUAAUGAGAUUAAAGCUAGUGGCGUCGCCUGCAGAUCAACCAGACAAAGUCAGGACAGAGAUAAAGUCGCACAAAGAUUCGGCAUAAUUGUUCUCACCGAUUCCCUUUGUUGGGUGCCCAUUAUCAUUGUAAAAUUAGUCGCAUUAUCAGGAUUGCCGAUACCUCAGGAUUUAUAUGCUUGGUUGGCCAUAUUCGUUUUACCCAUAAAUUCAGCCCUUAAUCCCGUGUUGUACACAUUAACGACUACGGUGUUUAAAAAACAGGUGCGCAAAAUCAUAAACACCCGCCUAUACAAAAGGAAACGUCCCGAUCACUCUCAUUCGGCGUCCGAAUCCGGAUUUAGCCUUAGUUUCGGGGUGUUCCCCUUAGGUGGUAGCUCCCGACGAAUAAUGAGCCAGAGGGGAACCCAAACUAAUAUUUGGUGAUGUCCUAACCCCGAAUUGUUUUCGUAUCAAUGUGCACCUAUAUAAUUUACUCAUGUACUCCCUUUUUUCGCCAAUUCCCGUUUUGAUAUUAUUUCCGAAGUUUGUAUUGUAGCUCACUUAACACCUUGUAGUUAAUCCUUCUUAUUUAUACGUGUGUAUUAAUAUAACUAUUUAAAACUAAACAAAAUUACUAAUCAUCAAUUAAUUUAAUAAUUUUAUAAAGAUUAUUAUCACUUCUUUAUUCACCUGUGAUAUUAUUACUUACUU